AUGGCUGUCCUUUCCCAAUACGACUACGUGUUCGCCAUCGGCACUUUCUUUGCCAUGCUCGACAUCUGGAACAACGGUGCCAACGAUGUCGCCAACGCCUGGGCUACCAGUGUGUCCUCCCGUUCCAUCUCCUACCGAUGGGCCAUGGUCCUCGGUACGAUCUUUGAGAUGCUCGGAGCCAUCACCGUCGGAGCCCGUACCGCCGACACCAUCAAGAACGGUAUCAUCCCUAACUCUGUCUUCCGCAACAACGCUGGUGUCCAGAUGCUCGCCUUCACUUGCGCUCUCGGUGCCGCCGCCUCAUGGGUCAUGUGGUGUACCCGCCACUCCGCUCACGUCUCUUCCACCUACUCUCUGAUCUCCGCCGUCGCUGGUGUCGGUGUUGCCGUCGGCGGUGCCUCCCAGGUCUCUUGGGGAUGGAACGGUGGUAAGGGUAUGGGUGCCAUCUUCGCCGGUCUCGGUAUGGCUCCUCUCAUCGCUGGUUGCUUCGGUGCCAUCAUCUUCGGCCUGAUCAAGUACGUCGUCCACAAGCGCUCCAACCCUGCGCGCUGGGCUGUUAUGACCUCGCCCUUCUUCUUCCUCAUCGCCGGUACCAUUUGCACCCUCUCCAUUGUGUACAAGGGUUCCCCCGACCUCAAGCUCAACGCUAAGGAGCCUUGGUUCAUCGCCGCCGUUGUUGUCGGUACCGGUUGCGGUCUCGGUCUUCUCUCCGCUCUCUUCUUCGUCCCUUACCUCUACUGCAAGAUCAUCCGCCGCGAGAACCUCCCCUGGUACAUGUUCAUCAUGGGCCCGGCUCUCUUCUUCCGCCCUGCUCCUGCUUCCGCCGACAAGGUCGUCGUUCCCAACUACGCCGUUGUCCAGCACGACGACGAGGAUGAGCACGGAUCUGCCGAGACCGCUGUUGCCAGCGGCAGCGACAUCUCUACCCACGAGAAGGACAUGGUUAUCACUGAGGUCAACACCGCUCAGGCCAACAAGACCCACGCCGAGCACCGCGCUGAGGCCGACGCCCGUCUUCACGCUAAGCUCCGCAAGAAGCGCGGUCCUCUCGGCUGGGCUAUGCGCACUCUCCACGAGAACCAGAUGGGUCCUGGUAACGUCUACGAGCUCCACAACAUCAAGAUCAUCAUGAAGCGUAUCCCUGCUUACAUCGUCUGCGGUGCCCUCUACGGUCUCAACUACGACAUCCACGCCGCUCAGACUGGUAUUGCCGGUACUCCCGACGGUGACCGUAUGGUCCGCGUCUACGCCGGUGCCACCAAGUACGACAAUGAGACUGAGUACUCCUACUCCUUCGUCCAGGUCAUCACUGCCUGCACUGCCUCCUUCGCUCACGGUGCCAACGACAUUGGUAACGCCGCUGGUCCCUGGGCUGCCAUCUACGGUGCCUGGCAAACCGGUAACGCUGCUCAGACCAAGGCCUCCGUCCCGAUCUGGCAGCUCGCUGUCCUCUCCGCUGUCCUCUCUCUCGGUCUCAUCACCUAUGGUUACAACAUCAUGCGCGUCAUGGGUAACAAGAUCACCUACCACUCGCCUUCCCGUGGAUGUUCCAUGGAGAUGGGUGCCGCCAUCACCGUCCUCGUCUUCUCUCAAUUCGCUCUCCCCGUCUCCACCUCCAUGUGCAUCACUGGCGCUACCGUCGGCGUUGGUCUCAUGAACGGAAAACUUUCGGCUGUCAACUGGCAACGGGUCACGCUCCUUGUCAUCUCCUGGAUCUUUACUAUCCCCGUCGCUGGUACCAUCGGUGGUGUCGCUAUGGGUCUUUUCCUGAACGCCCCGUCGUUCUACCGCAACCCAUAG
Dissoconium aciculare CBS 342.82 is the source of this 1800-nucleotide messenger RNA. RefSeq names its product putative sodium/phosphate symporter. The coding region runs from base 1 to 1800 and encodes 599 amino acids. The record is from RefSeq and is a predicted model, not a curated record. Gene Ontology annotation, biological process: phosphate ion transmembrane transport. NCBI's taxonomy places the organism in Eukaryota, Fungi, Ascomycota, Dothideomycetes, Mycosphaerellales, Dissoconiaceae. The transcript is spliced from 3 exons. Gene Ontology annotation, cellular component: membrane.